Aureobasidium pullulans EXF-150 is the source of this 912-nucleotide messenger RNA. RefSeq lists its product as uncharacterized. The record is from RefSeq and is a predicted model, not a curated record. The transcript has a single exon. The coding region runs from base 1 to 912 and encodes 303 amino acids. Lineage: Eukaryota; Fungi; Ascomycota; Dothideomycetes; Dothideales; Saccotheciaceae. Gene Ontology annotation, cellular component: mitochondrion.
AUGCCCUCCAGCGACUCACAACGCUCAACAUCAUCUCCGAAACAAGAGCAAGAACCACUCACCGAUCUCCAAAAGAUCCGCAAGCAGAUCGAGGAGGAAGCCGCAAAAAGGCCUCGCCCGCCACACAUUGACGCCCCCGACUACGUCCACCACUUCGACACAUACGGCCUAGUCAAGCGCUUAGAAGAUGGCGGAUGGAGUCAAGCCCAAGCAAUCACAAUCAUGAAAGCCACACGAACAACCCUCUCCGAGAACAUCGACUUGGCUCGCAACGCCCUCGUCAGCAAAUCCAAUGUCGAAAAUGAAGCCUACCUUUUCCGCGCCGCUUGCUCCGAACUCCAUACAGAAAUCAUGACAAAACGCCGCGCAGAGGCCGAAAGAGCAAGGACGGAACGCACACGUCUCGAACACGAAGUCGACAUCCUAGGCCAACGCAUGACCCAAGACAGCGGAAACAUGAAGGACGAACUAAAAGGCAUGUUCGACGAUCGCAAAAUGGGCGUUCAAAACGAACAACGCGAUAUCGAGAGGAAAAUUCAAGAGCUCAAUUACAGAAUCACCGUCCUCUUGAAUUCGGACUCGAGAUCGGAUGUCGAGGGCGUGCGUUGGAUAAUAACCAAGCGCGCCGGAUUCGCAUUACUGGCUUGUGUGUUGAUGAUUUUGGCAUCGAUCAAGUUUGCAAGUACGGCUGCCAUGUGGGCGGAAGAUGAAAAGAAGAGAGCUGCGGCGAUAGCGGCCAUGAACAACAAUCAACCCACCAACAACAACAAUCACCCCGGCUCCAAUGGAUCUUCUGGCGGCAACGACUUUUUAAACUCUGGAGCCAUGAACGACAGAGCUAGAGAGGAAUUGGGUCAAGGAGAAAUUCUGGUCCGUCAGGGUGAUAAUCCUGCAUUUGUUUCUUUGGGCUAG